AAGUUAUUAGUUUCAUGUCAUUAUUUGCAGAAAAAUGGGCCGAGUGAUCAGGUCUCAAAGAAAGGGUCCUGGAAGCGUUUUCAAGGCCCGCACAAGAUGUAGAAAGGGUAAAGCAGCCCUGAGAGCUGUCGACUAUGCUGAAAGACAUGGAUACAUUAAAGGAGUGGUGAAGGACAUCGUUCAUGACCCAGGACGUGGUGCACCUUUAGCCAAGGUGGUGUUCCGUGACCCAUACAAGUACCGUCUCCGCACAGAAACCUUCAUUGCCUCUGAAGGAAUGUACACUGGACAGUUUCUUUACUGUGGAAAGAAAGCCAAUCUUCAGAUUGGAAACAUUUUGCCAGUCGGAUCAAUGCCUGAGGGUACCAUUGUGUGCUGCUUGGAGGAGAAGAUGGGUGACCGAGGCAAGAUUGCCAGGGCUUCAGGGGACUACGCGACAAUUAUCGCCCACAAUCCUGAAACCAAAAAAUCGAGAGUCAAGUUGCCAUCUGGCUCCAAGAAGCUUAUCCCCUCUGCAAACAGAGCUAUGGUUGGUAUUGUAGCUGGAGGUGGACGUAUUGACAAGCCUAUGCUCAAAGCAGGUAGAGCUUACUUUAAAUACAAGGCCAAGAGGAACUGCUGGCCUAAAGUCAGAGGAGUGGCCAUGAACCCUGUUGAGCAUCCCCACGGAGGAGGUAACCACCAACAUAUUGGUAAGGCAUCCACAGUCAGAAGAGACACACCUGCUGGUAGAAAGGUUGGUCUUAUUGCUGCCAGACGUACUGGUCGACUACGUGGUACAAAACAACAGAAGCCCGCAGAGAAAGAGUGAUAGACUGUUGUUGUUGUAUAAAGAUAUUAAAAAAAAAAAGAUGCAACUGU
Saccostrea echinata is the source of this 861-nucleotide messenger RNA. Its product is annotated as large ribosomal subunit protein uL2-like. The record is from RefSeq and is a predicted model, not a curated record. Gene Ontology annotation, molecular function: RNA binding; structural constituent of ribosome. Gene Ontology annotation, biological process: cytoplasmic translation. NCBI's taxonomy places the organism in Eukaryota, Metazoa, Mollusca, Bivalvia, Ostreida, Ostreidae. Bases 35 to 811 code for a protein of 258 amino acids. Gene Ontology annotation, cellular component: cytosolic large ribosomal subunit; ribosome. The transcript has 6 exons.